CACUGCUGUCAAAACAGUAAAAUGGAUUCGAUUAGUUUUUUUCUUAUUGUUGUCGCUUGUCUCUUAUGUUUGCUACGAAGCUGUACCGUCUAGUUUCUGAAUAUUUGUUGCAAACGGACACGAUAUAGCAAAUGAGAUCUAUUGUUUGUAUAACUGCUGUGUGUUGGUAUUUAUAGUUUAACAUUAUUCUAGAAUUACGAUCGCAGUAUUGCACACCACCUCCCGAGGGUGCUGUAAAACGUCAUAUAAUCACGCAUCGCCAAUACGAUACGAUUGUUCAAACAAACUUCUAUAGCGAGCUGAAUCCACACGAAUUGAAACGGUACAGCGAAAACGAUAUCGAAAUACAACUACUAGUAACUCGAACCACUAGCUUCCAUCAACUCGCACCCGUACCGGGUUCGUGGUUUCGUUCUCAGUUCCCGACAUCAGUUUUAUAAUUGAACGACGCAGGACGGGGCGUUUCCGAUUAGAUUCGGAAGUAAGCUCAAACCACGGAACUAAGGCUGGUCCCUGGUACGAUAUGAUGGUCCCAUUUCGACGUAAGAAAUCUAACAAACAAUUUCCAGUGAAAGUAUGUACCUUUGAUUCGGAGCUUGAAUUUCACCUUGAGCACCGAGCAACAGGUAGAUACUUGUUUGAAUUAAUAUGUCGAACGAUCGGCCUGCGCGAGACAUGGUACUUUGGGUUGCAGUUCGAAGAUUCCAAAGGAAACCUGUCAUGGCUGAAAAUGGACAAGAAGGUCCAGGAUCAGAGCGUGCACAUGACAAACGGUAGCUGUAUGUUUAUAUUCUUAGCCAAGUUUUUUCCCGAAAAUGUGGCUGAAGAGCUGGUACAGGAGGUAACGCAGCAUCUGUUCUUUCUACAAAUAAAACAAGCCAUAUUGUCGAUGGAUGUAUACUGUCCGCCAGAGGCAUCUGUGUUGCUUGCUUCAUACGCGGUGCAAGCUAAGUACGGCGAUUAUGACGAAGCAGUAUGCAAGCCAGGGAUGCUGAUCAGCGAAAAUUUGCUGCCUCAACGCGUGAUCGAUCAGUAUCAAAUGACGCCCCAAAUGUGGGAAGAACGCAUUAAAACGUGGUAUGCAGAUCAUCGAGGUAUGUCAAGAGAUGAGGCAGAAAUGGAAUAUCUAAAGAUUGCGCAGGAUCUGGAUAUGUUUGGUGUCAACUACUUUCCUAUAACGAAUAAGAAAAACACGGAAGUUUGGCUUGGUGUGACGGCGUUGGGAUUGAACAUUUAUAACAAAGAAAACAAGUUACUGCCAGUGACAACUUUCCAGUGGAAUGAAAUCCUGCACAUCAGUUUCGACGAUCGAAAGUUUGUGGUGAAAACUAAUGACAGCAAAAGUCCGAAGCCUGUGAUAUUCUAUUCGCAAAAGCUGCGUAUCAACAAAUUGAUAUUGGAUCUGUGCGUGGGCAACCACGAUCUUUACAUGAAACGGCGCAAACCCGAUACGAUGGAAAUUCAACAAAUGAAAGCCCAAGCGAAAGAGGAAAAGCAACGAAGGCAAGUCGAGCGGAAUAAGUUAACGCGCGAAAAGCAGCUGCGUGAAGCGGCAGAGCGAGAAAAGGCAGCGAUGGAGCAAAGACUGAUGCAGCUGCAGGAAGAGAUGAGAGCCGCGAACGAAGCUUUGCAUCGCAGUGAAGAGGCAGCGGAACUUUUGGCGGAAAAAAAUCGCCUUGCUGAGGAAGAGGCAAUGCUACUCUCUCACAAAGCCCAGGAAGUCGAGCAGGAGAUCAAUCGGAUGCGUAUGACUGCUCGCAAAACGGAAGAAGAAAAGAUGUACCUGGAGCGAAAGACACAAGAAGCAGAGUUACUCACUGCUCGCAUGAUGGAGGAAUCACGCAAACGAGCUUUAGAGGCCGACAAGUUAAAAAAUGAACUGAUACACGCGCGUGUGGCAGAAAAGGAAGCGAAAGAAAAAUUGCUGAAUUUUCUAAGUCGAACGUCCACCGAAUCGAUACUCAUUACACCUUCUUCAUCACCGGAAUCUCCUAUGCAUGAAAUGCAUUCGUACGAUCUCUUGGCCGACGGUGAUAUGGAACAACUUUCACUGGAAAUCGAAAAAGAACGGGUUGAAUACUUGGCCAAGUCGAAACAAGUACAGAAUCAGCUCAAGGAGCUUCGCUCUGAAAUUGAGCAACUAAAAAUCGGUGAGAAUCAGUGCCCACUGGAUGACAUCAAUGCCGAGCAGUUGCGGCUAGGUGAGACAAAAUAUUCCACCCUGAAAAAGGUUAAGUCCGGUUCAACAAAAGCACGAGUAGCAUUUUUUGAGGAACUGUAAGUUGUGUUUAACUUUUGCAAUUCAUUGUUUUUGUCUGAAUUUAGAUUGGGUUACGUACGCUUAUUUUAAUUUGUCGUUUUAUUUUUUUAAUACUUUUUAAAGUUCAUUGCUUACUUUUGUUUAUGCCGCAAAAAGUAUACGGAUCAAAUAUGAUCAUUUUGAAAAACGCUUUCAGCCUCGUUGCUCCAAAUUCUCACCGCGUUUUUUCUAUAUUUGAGUUUAUCUAUACAAACUUAAUACAUACCACAUAUUUUAUUGAAAUAUUGACUAUUUUCACACAAGAAAGCCAAAAACAAGUUAAUAUCAAUAGUAUGUAAAAUUUUUGUGUUGAAAUGGUGCUCCCAAUUGUUUUUUUAAUAGAAACGAUUGAAAAUGUUUCGGGUAACACAUGGUUCAAGUUAUCGCCUUAAUUGGAUUGAUUCAACUCUUAAAAAGAUUUCGCUUAUAUUGUCUGCAUUAAUUCAAUGUCGUCAUUACUAUCGAUGAUUGUCCGACGGUAUGCUAUGGUCAAAUUAGUUUUGUUAAUUAUAUUUCACCCUUUUAAAGAUAGUUAAUGACUUUAAUAUAUUUCUUCUUUCUUAAAAAAGUCAUUUAAUUUGCAAAUUGCCAAAGGCGAAAAGCCAGCAAUUACCAUUAAGACCUCAUCUACUUUUACUUUGUUACGAUGUUUUUGUUUUAUUAAGCCCAUUGAUCCAUACCCCAGCUUAACGUCCUAGUAUAAAAUACAGCGUACCCAUUAGCUAUAAAUCACAUUUACGUAGUAUUUUCAAUUUAUGUUACAGUAAAAUGAUGGAGUAUAUAGUUUUACAAAUAUUAAUUAGAUACAAAUAACCGAAUGAUGGUGUGUAUUAUAAUUUAUAUGAGAUUGCUGCAUUCAUCACUAUGACUAGUGUACCAUAAUAACAGGUUUUUAUAGAUUAUAUUUUCAUCUUUCAACAGCUAUAAGUAGUAACACUUCAUUUGUUUCUUUUUACGAUCAUCGUGUAGCGCGUAUAAUAAAGUAUGUUAAUUCAUCUUCGUACCUUUAUUUUCAUUGUUUACAUACAUAAAUACCACACCCUCGCUUCCCUUCACUUGUUUGUCACAACUGUGCGUGUUCUAUAUAUUUGUUUGGGGUUUUUGGUGUUUCUGGUGUUCGUGUUAAUUGCAAUAAUGGACAUAGCAUAUUUUUGGAGUAUGGAAUUCAAUCGAUAGUGCCAUUUGCAAACUAUAGCUUUAAAUACUGAGUUUUAUUUAUCGACCUCAUCUGCCAACGGAUGUGUUCUAAAAAAAUAAUAAUAAUAAGAGAGAAGGUACAAGUUAUUUCAUAUUCCAAAUUUCAAAAUUAUGCUGAUAUUAUUUUCGAUUCCAUUAUCCGUAUUGCCGUAAGGAAACACAUCUCAUUUGAGAUUCAUUGUAUUCGGUUGUUUUUAUUUAUUUGAGUGUAUAGUUCUAUCUUGUGUAACAAUUCAGCAUCAUCAGAAAAUACAAAUAUGUAAUGGUUUUGGGUGUAACACUUCUCAGCAAUAAAUGCACUGUUCAACGGUGUCCGGGUUGCUGAAUGAUAAUAAAUGCUUAUGCUCAAUUCUGUAAAUUACAGGGAGCCGGAAGAAUCGAUAGUGUAAAACAUUACGAUCGGUUACGAUUUUCUCGUAUCUAGCACAACCUAUCUCAGGAAUGACAACUAUUAUAAGGUGCCUUGCAAAAUUAACGAACAUAUCAGACAGUUUCGAACGAAACCAAAGCCAGAAAAGAGCUCGGGCCAUGAGAGCAAAUGCGAACCAAUUGUUAAGACUAUUGUUAUGCCGGAAAACUUCAACAGACUGUCAGUUUCUUCUAAUGAGGUGACACAAUGGAACGUUUUCUAUUGAAAUAGAUUCAAAUGUUCCUGCGUCGACAAUAAAUUGAAAUUUUAUGUUUAUAA
Messenger RNA from Anopheles merus, 4184 nucleotides. Its product is annotated as moesin/ezrin/radixin homolog 2-like. NCBI's taxonomy places the organism in Eukaryota, Metazoa, Arthropoda, Insecta, Diptera, Culicidae. Gene Ontology annotation, cellular component: adherens junction; filopodium; apical part of cell. The record is from RefSeq and is a predicted model, not a curated record. Gene Ontology annotation, molecular function: cell adhesion molecule binding; actin binding. Bases 524 to 2281 code for a protein of 585 amino acids. Gene Ontology annotation, biological process: positive regulation of protein localization to early endosome; regulation of organelle assembly; regulation of cell shape. The transcript has 6 exons.